AGCUGGGUAAAGAUACAAGCGGUCGGUGCGGAAGCCGAUGACAGUUUCUCCGCAUUGCGCUCGGAGAACACCCGACGUCUAAAAUUGACCUCCCUUCCUCUCCAGUUCCCCGACGACUUCUCUCCUCCUCAAUCGCAGUUCCCUCCCAAUCGCACAACCUCAAUAUCCUACACAAUGGCUUCCAUCCGCGCCAAUUGCCGCAAGAUCAUGUGUAUCGGCCGUAACUAUGCCGAUCACAUCACCGAGCUGAACAGCGCAACCCCCAAGCAACCCUUCUUCUUCCUCAAGCCCUCGUCCUCCAUCCUCCUCCCGGGCUCCGGACCCGUCCUCCGUCCCAAGGGCGUCAGCCUCCACUAUGAAGUUGAAUUGGGUCUGAUUAUGGGCAAGACCGUGCGGGAUCUGGAUCCGAAUGAUGAGCAGGGCGCACUGGACGCGAUUCAGAGCUACAUCCUCGCCAUCGAUAUGACAGCCCGCAACGUGCAAGACGAAGCAAAGAAGAAGGGUCUCCCCUGGUCCAUCGCCAAGGGCUUCGACACCUUCUGCCCGAUUUCACAGGAAAUCGCCAAGUCGCGCAUCCCCAACCCGCACGACGCAUUCCUGCGCCUGAAGGUCGGCCAGGUUGAGCGCCAGGCUGACUCGACUAGCCUGAUGCUGCACCGUAUCCCGAAGCAGCUGGCUCAGAUCUCGCGCGUGAUGACCCUUGAGAAGGGUGAUAUUGUUCUGACUGGUACGCCGAAGGGUGUUGGACAGGUUCAGGCCGGUGAUGUUAUGAGGGCUUCUAUUGAGGUCGAUGGGAAGGAGAUUGAAGAGGGUCGUAUUGAGGUUGAGGUGCAAGAUCGUGAGGGGCGUUACGAGUUUAAGGAGACUUAGAUUUGUUGUCUAUGUUAAUUUAAGUUGUAUAUACUGAUCAGAA
This is a messenger RNA of Penicillium canescens, 913 nucleotides long. Its product is annotated as fumarylacetoacetate hydrolase family protein. Gene Ontology annotation, cellular component: mitochondrion. Gene Ontology annotation, molecular function: acetylpyruvate hydrolase activity. NCBI's taxonomy places the organism in Eukaryota, Fungi, Ascomycota, Eurotiomycetes, Eurotiales, Aspergillaceae. The record is from RefSeq and is a predicted model, not a curated record. The annotation marks the transcript as partial. The transcript is spliced from 3 exons.